Salvia hispanica is the source of this 1443-nucleotide messenger RNA. Its product is annotated as biotin synthase, mitochondrial-like. The record is from RefSeq and is a predicted model, not a curated record. Gene Ontology annotation, cellular component: mitochondrion. Gene Ontology annotation, molecular function: 2 iron, 2 sulfur cluster binding; biotin synthase activity. Gene Ontology annotation, biological process: biotin biosynthetic process. Lineage: Eukaryota; Viridiplantae; Streptophyta; Magnoliopsida; Lamiales; Lamiaceae.
AUUUAAGAAAAUGUGCAGACAGACACAGUGUUGAAGCUGAACAUUUUUAACACUCUCAAACCAACCAGCGGACUUCUCAAGGAGAAGGAGAAAGGAAAAGAGAAAGAGAAAGAGAAAGAGGAGAGAAGCCACACAACCCCACAUUCUCCACUCCUCCCUCUAAAUGAUGUGGAUAACGAGAUCCAUUCGACGCCCAUUCGCCCAUUUUCAGGCGGCCGCAAAUUUCUCAUCUUCCGCGGCGGCGGUGGAAGCGGAGAGGUGCAUUAAGAAUGGGUGGAGGAACGACUGGAAGAGAGAAGAAAUUAAAUCCAUCUACGAUUCCCCUGUUCUCGAUCUCCUAUUCCAUGCUGCUCAAGUUCAUAGACACGCUCACAAUUUCAGGGAAGUGCAGCAGUGCACCCUUCUAUCUAUCAAGACUGGCGGAUGCAGCGAAGAUUGUUCUUAUUGCCCGCAGUCCUCCAGAUACAACACCGGCCUCAAACCUCACAAGCUUAUGAAUAAAGACGCAGUCUUGGAGGCUGCUGAAAAGGCAAAAGAGGCUGGUAGCACUCGGUUUUGUAUGGGUGCAGCAUGGCGAGACACUGUAGGAAGGAAAACUAAUUUCAACCAAAUCCUUGAGUAUGUUAAAGAAAUAAGGGGUAUGGGGAUGGAGGUUUGCUGCACUCUGGGGAUGCUGGAGAAGCAGCAAGCUUUAGCACUGAAGGAGGCAGGACUUACAGCUUACAACCAUAAUCUUGACACCUCAAGAGAAUACUACCCAAAUAUUAUAACCACCAGAAGCUAUGAUGAACGGUUACAGACCCUUGAGUAUGUCCGUGAUGCGGGUAUCAAUGUUUGUUCAGGUGGAAUAAUAGGGCUUGGUGAAGCCGAGGAGGACAGAGUUGGCUUAUUACAUACAUUGGCAACUCUCCCAGCACACCCUGAGAGUGUUCCCAUUAAUGCACUCAUUGCUGUACAAGGCACACCCCUGGAAGAUCAAAAGCCAGUUGAAAUAUGGGAGAUGAUAAGGAUGAUUGCAACAGCACGCAUUGUGAUGCCUAAGGCGAUGGUGAGGCUCUCAGCUGGGAGAGUUCGUUUCUCGAUGCCUGAGCAAGCGCUUUGCUUUCUUGCUGGUGCGAAUUCCAUCUUCACGGGAGAGAAGCUCUUGACAACUCCAAACAAUGACUAUGACGCUGAUCAGACCAUGUUUAAGCUGCUUGGUCUCAUUCCCAAAGCUCCCGAUUUCUCACAAAAUUCAGCCAAAGAAUUUGAAACAGAACGUGUUGAGGCGGCAGCUUCAAGUUCUGGUUGAAUCUGCAAUCUUCGCUUGAUAUUUUUUGUCUCGGAGAAGAGUUAUUCUGCUGUAUGCAUAUCUGCAGUUCAGCUGUGACUUUUCCCUGUCUUUUUCUUAAUGUAGACUUUAAAAGUAGUACUGUUGUAGCUGUCGGAAGAUAGUUAUGUUUC